GCAUGCGCAGUGCCCCAACUAGGAAGCAGCGCAGACGAGCUUGACGGAUUAUGUGGACAUAUCGGUGAGCGAAAGCAGCUGCUUUCGAAUAAUUUAUUAGGGCUUCAUAUACUCGUGGAAACAAUGGAGUCUGUUUAAAAUGGACGGCUGACAGCUUAAAGGGAAGUCGGUGUAAUUUAAUGUACAUGUAAUUGUAUGUAUUAAAAACUGAGCAACAAUGAUGUCAGAAUGCGACCCGACGGAGACCAGCGAGCCCGCGCUGGACACCGGAGCAACAGCGGUUCCUGCUUCGGAGUGUAACUUUCACUCGUCAGACCGUCCAGCGGUAUUAUUUGAUAGGAACAGGAUAGGUUUGGGACUUGCGGCGAACCCCGGAGCCGCUGUUCGUAUCUCGGACUCUUGUGAAAGCGUCUUGACGGAGCUGGAGACUGACGGCUCCGGCGAAGAGGCGCUGUUGUUACCGUGCUUAGCAGGAAGCUCGUCGUCUCCGCGGGGCGCACGGGAGAAGCGGAGCAGGCGGAAUAGACACAGCUCGUCGUCGGAUAAAGACACAUUGGCCUCCCCAGGUACCAACAGUGGGGACUUCAACCAUUUCCCUGACGAUCCCGAGUUUGCAGAUAUCAUCCAAAGGGCUGAACAAGCUAUUGAGAAUGGCGUCUUUCCAGAGAGGAUUUCCCAGGGUUCCAGUGGGAGCUACUUUGUCAAAGACCCAAAAGGGAAAAUUAUUGGUGUUUUCAAACCAAAGUCAGAGGAACCUUACGGUCACCUGAACCCCAAAUGGACCAAAUAUUUUCACAAGCUGUGCUGUCCGUGUUGUUUUGGCCGAGGCUGCUUGUUGCCUAACCAGGGUUACCUCUCAGAGGCCGCUGCCUCACUGGUUGAUACCAAGCUCGGCCUGGGAGUGGUGCCGAAAACGAAGGUGGUGUAUUUGGCCAGUGAGACGUUUCACUACAGCGCCAUCGACAGAGCCAAAUCCAGGGGGAAGAAGUACGCUUUAGAGAAAGUCCCCAAGGUGGGACGACGCUUCCACAGAGUGGGCCUGCCACCAAAGGUGGGCUCGUUUCAGCUGUUUGUGGAGGGUUACCGCGAGGCAGAUUACUGGCUGCGGCGCUUCGAGGCAGAGCCUCUGCCAGAGAACAUCAGGAAGCAGCUGCAGUCACAGUUUGAGCGGCUGGUAGUGUUGGACUACGUCAUCAGAAACACAGAUCGAGGAAAUGAUAACUGGUUGAUCAAGUAUGAGAAGCCAGGAGAAGAAGGAGAAGAGGAGGGACAAAAGGAUGCAGAGUGGCCAGAGAAUAGUUCCGACUCCUGCAUGAAGAUCGCAGCAAUCGACAACGGCCUGGCCUUCCCCUUUAAACACCCGGACGAAUGGAGAGCCUACCCGUUCCACUGGGCAUGGCUCCCCCAGGCUAAGGUGGCCUUCUCCCAGGAGACCAGAGACCUGGUGCUGUCCCGCCUCUCUGACAUGAACUUUGUCCAGGACCUCUGUGAGGACCUCUAUGAGAUGUUCAAGACAGAUAAAGGCUUUGAUAAAACCAUGUUUGAGAGACAGAUGUCUGUCAUGAGGGGACAGGUGCUGAACCUGACCCAAGCGCUGAAGGACGGUAAGAGCCCCAUCCAGCUGGUGCAGAUGCCCCGGGUGGUAGUGGAGCGCAGUCGCUCAGGCGGCCAGGGACGCGUGGUCACACUUGGCAACGCCUUCACACAAACCUUCCACUGCAAGCGCCCCUUUUUCUCCUCUUGGUAGUCAGAGACGAGCGAGGAGGUCAGCUGAGGAGAGGCUUCUGCAACAGCUCUUUUUUUGUCCUGAAGUCAGGAAGCAAGGGAGAGGAUGUGAAUAUCGCACUGGAGACUGCUCAUAUUUCUUUGGCAAGAGAAGAAAUGAAGACACAGAUGAUAGAAAGUAAGAUGAAGAAACUUGGCUGCGGCCCAUUCCUCGUUUUGUGAAGAGAGCUCAGAGAAGCAUGGGAGCUGGAGAGAUUGGCAUGCCAGUGUCUCCUAGAGACCUUGGGGCUGUUUGUGGUUACCAUGGCGACUUGAUUGGAUAAUCGGCUUUUCCACAGAGGUGGGCUUUGUUUAUUGUUAGGAGGCAGAAAGGAUUUUUUUUUUUUUCUACCCACCCAAAGUACCUACUGAAGUCUCUUGCAGGGUCUCUUGGUGGGGCUAAUGGCCAAAGAAGAAGUACUUAGAAACCACAAACAGAUCUGUGGUCCAGUAUGUUUGGGAAUCUUAAGGACUGGUUUCACAGAUCUCUCCAGAAAGUGAUUUUUAAAAAUCUGGGGCAGGUCUGGGAUAAAGUCCCAAACUAUUUGCUUUGCCUUGUAGGAUUACUUGUUAAAAUAUAGAUGUGCACUCGCACUGCUGGAAGUGUUUGACUGGUUCUACAGAACUGGGUCAGACCGCUCUUUUAGCCAGUGUUAGUUUUCAAAACCACAAACCCAGUGUCUUCAACUCUCACUACUGCCAAAAUCUGUUUGUGGAAGGAAUAUUUAAGAGGCUCAAUAAAAUGGGUAUUGUUGAAACUUGAAUAUGAAAUUUGGGGAAGGAGGACUAGUAAUAAACACAUUGCUUGAAUGUAAUCUGUUUACGGUUUCUAUACAGAUUCUUGCUCCAAAACAUUUCAAUACGAGUGAAUGCUGUCAAAAUUACUUUGUUUUUUUCGUAACAAUGAAUGUAUUUGUUGUUUGACAUGUAUUUAAUUGCUGGCAAGCAGCUUUCUCUUGAACCUCGUGGCAUGGCGGAUGGCACCUCGUCCCUGCCCUUUAUAUUAUGUUAUAUGAAGAGGAAAAAGAAAACAGAGGACAAUAUUUCACACUUGCUCGAUGCCGUUGUGUUUUCUUAUGUAUGCAUCUUGAAAUUUUUAUUCCAACUCAAUGAUUGUAUGAGAAAAGUUGUAUAUUUAACAAAUGAAAAAUAAAAUUUGGGAAAUUUGAAUCUUU
Messenger RNA from Epinephelus moara (kelp grouper), 2939 nucleotides. RefSeq names its product phosphatidylinositol 4-kinase type 2 beta (gene pi4k2b). Gene Ontology annotation, cellular component: lysosomal membrane; trans-Golgi network; plasma membrane. Bases 218 to 1747 code for a protein of 509 amino acids. The transcript is spliced from 11 exons. The record is from RefSeq and is a predicted model, not a curated record. Lineage: Eukaryota; Metazoa; Chordata; Actinopteri; Perciformes; Serranidae. Gene Ontology annotation, molecular function: 1-phosphatidylinositol 4-kinase activity. Gene Ontology annotation, biological process: phosphatidylinositol phosphate biosynthetic process; endosome organization; Golgi organization.